GCAGGUGAGAAUGAUGCAGAAGGGAGGGGGAUUGUUCUGUAUUAGCCCAGCAUUGGAUGUUUCGAGAGAGGGAGUGGACUGUGUCUUUCUCUCUCUCCUCCUCUCUCUUUCUCUGUCUCCAUCACUAUGGAGUUGAGGCGAGGAAAGCACACAGCCAGUGGAAGCAUGCAUGAUCUCAGGGUGCUUAAACAAAAGGCACACUAUCUAUCACCCACGAUAUCAUUCCGUGGAAUUGCACAUCCAUUACAGUGAUGAGCGUAAGAGAGAGGCUGAGUGCGACACGUUACCAAGGAGACUACAUUGAUGAAAUGCACUAGCAUCUUGUUUUCAGUGUUUCCUGAAGUUGGAAGGAACUUAAAAGCUGUUAUGCCAGGCUCUGCCACUCAGGAGAAAAUCAUGAAGUCUCAGCAGAAAUGUAUUGCUGUGUUUGCACUGGUUUGCUGCUUUGCUGUCCUGGUGGCUCUAAUUUUCUCUGCUGUGGACGUCUGGGGAGAGGAUGAGGAUGGUGUCACUGAGGAGAACUGCAGCAAAAAUUGUCGCAUUGUUCUUGUGGAGAAUGUCCCAGGGGAGCUGUCAUUCAACCCCAAUAAUUCAACCCAUCUCCCACUUACCUUGGGUCUCAACCAUCUUUUGGACCAAGCAAAACUGUCAGUUGAGAUAGUGUCGCCAUACUGGGCUCUGACCUCCAAUGAUCAGGGGUCACAGCUUUAUUCUUCUUAUCAGGGGCUCCGUACAAAGGGUCAGUAUUUGUUUCAGAGAUUGUUAAGCCUGAAGUCUCGAGGUGUCAGAUUAAAGAUUGUUAGUGACCAGCCCAACUCCAUUGAGCUGAAGAGCAUGUCUGACCGCUAUGCAGAAGUGCACUAUGUCAACAUGACGGCCCUCACCAGAGGAAGACUGCUUUCCUCAUUUUGGGUGGUGGACAGGAAGCACGUUUACAUUGGCAGUGCUGGCAUGAACUGGAAAGCUCUGUCCAAGCUGAAGGAGCUCGGAGUAAUAGUGUACGACUGUAGUUGUUUGGCUCUGGACAUGCACAGGAUCUUUUCUUUCUACUGGCAGCUGCAGUACAGGGACUACAUCCCUUCAAUCUGGUCCAAGAGAGUCACGGCCGUGUUCAGCAGAGACGAGCCGCUUCAGUUCAGACUCAACAAUACAGACGCUUCUGCAUAUGUGUCGACAUCACCAGAGCUGUUUUGCCCCAAGGGUCGAAGUAGAGAUUUAGAUGCCAUACGUCAUGUGAUCCGAGAAGCCAAGAGAUUCAUCUACAUUUCUGUAAAUGAUUACCUGCCCUUAGUCAACCGCAGCUUCAGAGGAUCACCAAUCAUAAGGUACUGGUCACCAAUAGACGAGAUGCUCCGGGAGGCUGCAGUACUGAGAGAGGUCAAAGUUCGUCUCUUGAUCAGUCUGUGGACAGGUACACAUCCGCUGACCAUUAACUUUAUGACGUCAAUGCAGGCUCUAUGCACAGGACUGCCAGUCUGCUCUAUAGAAGUGAGAUUUUACAGAGGCAAGGAGCAGAUGGGAGGAUUUCAGCACAGGAUAAAUGAGAAUAAAUUUAUGGUGACAGACAACGCAGUAUACAUCGGGAAUCUGGACUGGGUUGGCAGUGAGUUGGCUUUCAAUGCAGGAGCUGGGCUGGUGAUUCAAGAAUCAGAGAACCAGCAGGAAAAGCAGAACUCGAUUGUAGAGCAGCUGACUGCUGCUUUUGAAAGAGAUUGGUUUUCACCCUACAUAAUAAACCUGCUCCCUGGCAGCACGACUCUACAGGAGAGCCAACAUGGGAGGCAGAAACUGCAAGCUCUAAAGACAAAACCAAAGGGUAGAGGGCGUGAAUGAGCGGCUCGAAUUUCUCUAUGAAGCGGGACCAAUAAGCCAAGGACUUUGUGCCUCAGAACAUCUGCGCCAUGACUCUUACCAUUUGAAUUUUCAAAUGCUGUCAAUGGAACUGAAUAAUUAUCUCUGAAGGACUUCUGUGAAGGAAACCAUUUUUGUGUAUGCUUUCUUUUUAAAAUUACAGCACUUUCAAUGAAAUACUCUAAAUCAUUAUAUAAUGCAUGCUUGUUUGGAUGAGAAACAAUCAGUACCAUUAGCUGAGAACUGUGGAAAUCAUUUACUCCAAUAUUUAGACUUUUCAUAUUUUUAAACCAAAAUAUUAAGAUACUCUGCUCUUUCGAGAAAGGAUAUUGCCAAAUUUCUAUAAUCAUUCUGUAAUUUGCUUUUCUCAAGAAGUUCAUAAGUCAUCCUUUUUUUAAAUCAAGCAUAUUAAUACUGAAAUGCAUUUUUUCUUUUUUUAAAUCUGCAUAUAAGCCAGCAAGCUUGCUGAUUACAUAUGCGGCCUCAUACUGUAGCUAUCAUCACUUUCUGACUGACUAGAUAUUAUGGCACAUCUGACACUGUGUG
Messenger RNA from Carassius carassius (crucian carp), 2397 nucleotides. RefSeq names its product inactive phospholipase D5-like. Gene Ontology annotation, molecular function: catalytic activity. The transcript is spliced from 11 exons. The record is from RefSeq and is a predicted model, not a curated record. Bases 304 to 1833 code for a protein of 509 amino acids. Lineage: Eukaryota; Metazoa; Chordata; Actinopteri; Cypriniformes; Cyprinidae.